CAAUACACAAAUUGUACUAGCCAAUCGAUCAAAUAAGGAUUUUGCUUUAACACUUUUGGAGUAAGUAGGGAAAAAAUAUCUAAUCUACUUUUUCUGGAAUAACUAAAAACUAAUUUCAUCUCGUUGUUGUGUAGAGAAAAGAACGAUUAUGUGUUGGGAUGGAAAAAGACAUUCUUUUUUAAGACCAACAUUAUUCUAGUUAGUAAAAAAAUUAAAAAAAUAAGAAAAGCGUGUCCCACAAACACCAAACUGAAGAGUGGGUAUGUUUACAAAAAAACCCACCCCAUAUUCACUUCCUUUUCUGAGACACGAAAAGAAAUAUUUGAAUAAGAAAGAUGGAAUUUUGACGCCAAAAAGCGCGUCACGCAUGUCGGAGACGAGAGCACGUACCCACAGCUGCCUUAAAUGCCGACAAUUUAUUUUUUCCUAAGUAAUGCCGUGUCCUGACACAUACUCACACGCACCCAAUCACCAUCCACCCCUCUCUCUCUCCUCUCCCACAGUACCCGACACUUCACGCGCCGCCACCACUUUUCUUGCUGCCGGGCGCGUGGGGCACUUAAGAAAAAAAAAUUCCCUUGCCUUUUCCGUUCAUUUCUCUUUUUCAUUUUUUUGUUUUUUGUUUUUUGUUUUCAGACUCGUACUAGUAGCAGUGGCAGUCUGACACUCCCAAGCCCAUCUCUCUCUACCUCUGAAAUUUACAGCGCGGUGAAAAAACUGGGACAGAAGGUGAAAAUGACCGGUUUAACCGGGAGUAGCCGGUGGGGGUUGAGAAAACGGGAAAGUAUAUGAAGGGGGUUUGAGGGCGGACAACGCUCCUUUUGCAGGGAGCUAAGCAAAGUGUUGAGGAGAGUGUGUGAGAGGAGAGAUAACACUACAAAUUUACACCUGACACAUACACACAAACACUCUCUCUCUACUCUCUCUCUCUCUAAGCUCAGUCCUCUUUAUCUUCUUCUUCUUCUUCUUCUUUCUUCUUUUUGGGUUUUUCUUUGUGGGUUGAUUCUCUGAUUCAUUAAUUCCUGGGGGGUUUUUUCAUUUUUGGUUCCCCUUAAUUAAUUGAUAUGGAGUUCGAGGAUCAAGAGGAGCACGACGAAGAGAUGGAGAUGGCGGCGAGUUACGACUCGCUCGGAAACUCAGCGGGUGGCGUCCGGGUCAAAAUGUCGAGUUCUGGACCCGAGGGCGUGGCAGCAAUAGCGGCGGCGGCGGCGGGUUCUCAGCAGCAGCAGCAGCAGCAACAACAGCAACAGCAGCAGAGGAAGGGCGCCUCGAGGUACAGAGAGUGCCUGAAGAACCACGCGGUCGGGAUUGGAGGCCACGCGCUCGACGGCUGCGGCGAGUUCAUGCCGGCCGGUGCCGAGGGCACGCUCGACGCGCUAAAAUGCGCAGCCUGCAACUGCCACCGCAACUUCCACCGCAAGGAGGGCGACUCGGGCGGGCUCGCGCUCAUGACCCCAGACCCGUACGGGCAGCUGGUGCCGCUCCACGGGCAGCACAACCACCCGCAGUUCUCGCCGUACUACCGGACGCCAGCAGGGUACCUCCAGUUGGCGCCGCACCACAGGCCUCUGGCCCUGCCGUCGACGUCGGGAGGGGGCGGGACCCACAGCAGGGGGGAGGAGCAGGAGGACGACGUGUCGAAUCCUAGCGGAGGGGGCGGCGGCGGAGGGGAUUUGGGAAUGGGAGGGGGUUUACAUGGGACGGCGUCUUCCGGGAAGAAGAGGUUCAGGACGAAGUUUACGGCGGAGCAGAAGGAGAGGAUGUUGACUUUGGCGGAGACGCUGGGGUGGAGGAUUCAGAAGCAGGACGAGCCGGCGAUUCAGCAGUUCUGCAACGAGACUGGAGUGAAGCGUCACGUCCUCAAGGUUUGGAUGCAUAACAACAAGCACACUCUGGGGCCUUCAAAUGAUGAACCCAACCCGAGUUGAAAAGGGAUGAUGAUCUUUGGGACCUAGCUUUCAUAUUCUCUGGUCUGUUUCUUUCUGCUACCAAGUUUUUGUCUUUUACUUUUGCAGUCAUGAGUGCAGAAUAUAUAUAUAUAUAUAUAUAUAAAAUAUUAAUUGAUAUCCUUGAAUUUCUUUCUUUUUGAAAAAUUUAGAGUAUUUUAUGAGGUUGGUUACUUUGAUCCAUGUAAUCAUAUGAUGGAGCUUGUCUGGUGUAGAGGGUAGAACCCAGAUGUUUGAUAUCCCUGAUAUGAUGGGGUCACCUUGGGAAGGAAAACAAAGAGCUCAAAGUUAUUCAAUUAUUUGAUUUUGUUGUUAAAUAAUUAUUAUUA
Molecule: messenger RNA, 2275 nt
Organism: Prunus persica (peach)
Lineage: Eukaryota; Viridiplantae; Streptophyta; Magnoliopsida; Rosales; Rosaceae
Product: zinc-finger homeodomain protein 1
Exons: 2
Coding region: 1065-1928 (287 amino acids)
Biological process (GO): regulation of developmental process; regulation of DNA-templated transcription
Cellular component (GO): nucleus
Molecular function (GO): transcription cis-regulatory region binding; DNA-binding transcription factor activity
Source: RefSeq, a predicted model, not a curated record